Molecule: messenger RNA, 3235 nt
Organism: Oncorhynchus kisutch (coho salmon)
Lineage: Eukaryota; Metazoa; Chordata; Actinopteri; Salmoniformes; Salmonidae
Gene: nln
Product: neurolysin (metallopeptidase M3 family)
Exons: 13
Coding region: 135-2294 (719 amino acids)
Biological process (GO): proteolysis; peptide metabolic process
Cellular component (GO): mitochondrial intermembrane space
Molecular function (GO): metalloendopeptidase activity
Source: RefSeq, a predicted model, not a curated record
GGAAGUGAACCGAUUCAUAAUAGCACGACUGAAGCUCAUUAUAGUUCAAUGCUGGAGCUGUCAAGUACAGCAGAGGUUGGAGGAGAGAGGGUUUGCGAAUUGCACGCAAAAAACUGCAUGAACUAGCUGCUGGCAUGUUUUUGAUGAGAAUUGUAGUGUGGCGAACUCCUUGCAGAGUGUUUGGUUCUAAACCCGGUGUGAGAAUGACCCUGCAGAAUGGGCUGGUGUUACCUGCUGCCAAAAACGGUUCCCAUGCAGUCGCAGUAGCUAGCACAGCAGACUACAACAACAGGAACACCCUGAGAUGGGACCUGACCCCAGACCAGAUCAAGAACAUGACAGAGAGCCUGGUCCAGAGGAUCAAACAGGUCUACGAUGACAUCGGAUCUCUGGAUGUAGAACAAGUGUCCAUUAAAAACACCUUAAAAGCCCUGGCCAAUGCCAAAUUAGAAUAUGCAGCACAGCGCCAUGUUUUGGAUUUUCCCCAAUAUGUGUCUGCUUGUAAGGAGGUGCGCUCAGCGAGCACAGAAGCAGACAAGAAGCUGUCUGACUUUGAUGUGGAGACAAGUAUGAGGGAAGAUGUGUUUCACAGAGUGAUUGCCUUGCAGGAGAAGCAGCUGGACAAUCUAACGCCUGAGGCCAAGAGAUUCUUAGACCGUCUUAUCACAUUAGGGAAGAGGAAUGGAUUGCACUUGUCAAAGGAUAUACAGGAGGAAGUCAAAAGAUUGUCAAAACUCAUCAAUGAACUCUCAAUCGACUUCAACCAAAAUCUAAAUGAGGAAAACACGUAUCUAAUAUUCAGUGAAAAUGAACUAAGUGGCCUAGCGGAUAGCUAUCUGAAUGGUCUGGAGAAGACUGAGGACAGGCGGUACAAGGUAUCCUUGGCAUACCCUCACUACUACCCUCUGAUGAAGAGGUGCCACAUGGCUGAGACCAGGAGGAAGAUGGAGACUGCUUUCCAUAGCAGAUGUAAGGAGGUCAACACAGUCAUUCUGGAGAAGCUGAUUGAGCUGAGGUCAAAGGUGGCACAGCUACUGGGUUUCAGUACCCACGCCAACUGUGUGCUUGAGAUGAACAUGGCCAAGAAUACCAACAAUGUGGCAUGCUUUCUAGAUGAGUUCUAUGCUAAACUGAAGCCGGUGGGAAUCAAGGAAAGGAAGUAUAUCCUGGCCCUGAAGAAGAGAGACUGUGCCAUGCGGGGAAAGGCCUUCGAUGGACAGAUCAACGCCUGGGACCUGCCCUACUACAUGAACCAGGUGGAGCAGGUGAAGUUUGCUGUAGACAAGGACAAGCUGAUUGAGUACUUCUCUCUGGAGGUGGUGACAGAGGGGUUGCUCAGUAUCUACCAGGAACUGCUUGGCCUUAACUUUAAGCAGGUAACCAGCGCCCACGUGUGGCACGACAACGUCAGUCUCUACUCUGUACUGGACACGGCCACUGGGGAGGAGAUCGGCCGGUUCUACUUGGACCUGCAUCCCAGAGAAGGGAAGUACGGUCAUGCUGCCUGCUUUGGGCUCCAGCCGGGCUGCCUGGGGCCUGAUGGGAAACGUAUGCUGCCGGUUGCGGCCAUGGUGGCCAACUUCACCAAGCCUACAAAAGGUUGGCCCUCUCUGCUGCAGCACCACGAGGUGGAGACCUUCUUCCAUGAGUUUGGCCACGUCAUGCACGAGCUCUGCUCUAGGACCACGUUCUCAGAGUUCAGUGGGACCCUGGUGGAGACAGACUUUGUGGAGGUGCCAUCUCAGAUGCUGGAGAACUGGGUAUGGGAGAAGGAGCCCCUGAGGAGGAUGUCUCGCCACUACAAAGACGGCAGCCCCAUCCCCGACAACCUGCUCAACAAACUCAUCGCCUCCAGAGUCGCCAACACAGGUCUGAUGAACCUGCGUCAGGUAGUGCUCAGUAAAGUGGACCAGUCUCUGCACACCAAGUCCCAUGCCGACACUGCCGAGGUGUUCGCCAAGCACUGCCAAGACAUCCUGGGGAUCCCCGCUACUCCAGGUACAAAUAUGACAGCUAGUUUUAGUCACUUGGCUGGGGGCUACGAUGGCCAGUACUAUGGCUACCUGUGGAGCGAGGUCUAUUCCAUGGACCUCUUCUUUAGUCGUUUCAAAAAGGAAGGAAUCAUGAACCCCAAGGUGGGGAAGGAGUACAGGAGGGUGAUUCUGGAGGCUGGUGGUUCUGUGGAUGGAAGGGACAUGCUGAAGACCUUCCUGGGUCGUGAACCUUGCCAGGAUGCCUUCUUUCAAUGCAAGGGAUUGGCCAAAGCUGAGGGAACACUGAAUGGUUGUCACUGACUCCCUCUCACUCCACAUUAAAGGGAUAUUUUGGGAUUUGGGCAAAGAGGCUCUUUAUCUACUUCCUCAAAGUCAGAUGAACUUGUGGAUACCAUUUUUAUGUCCCAGUAUGAAGGAAGUUGGAGGUAGUUUUGCGAGCCAAUGCUAACUAGCGUUAGUACAAUAACUGGAAGUCUAUGGGUAUUUGCUAGCAUGUGAGAUCUGUGGCCUCCCGGGUGGCGCAGUGGUUAAGGGCGCUGUACCACCAGAGACUCUGGGUUCGCGCCCAGUCUCUGUCGUAACUGGUCGCUACCGGGAGGUCCAUGGGGCGAUGCACAAUUGGCCUAGCGUCGUCCGGGUUAGGGAGGGCUUGGCCGGUAGGGAUAUCCUUGUCUCAUCGUGCACCAGUGAAUCCUGUGGUGGGCUGGGCACAGUGCACACUAACCAAGGUUGCCAGGUGCGCGGUGUUUCCUCCAACACAUUGAUGCGGCUGGCUUCCGGGUUGGAUGGCGCUGUGUUAAGAAGCAGUGCGGCUUGGUUGGGUUGUGUAUCGGAGGACGCAUGACUUUCAACCUUUGUCUCUCCCGAGCCCGUACGGGAGUUGUAGCGAGUUGUAGCGAGAGACAAGAUAGUAGCUACUAACAAUUGGAUACCAUGAAAUUGGGGAGAAAAAGGGGUAAAAAAAAAAAGAGAUUACAUCUGUUGUUCAUGCUAGCAGAUACCCAUAGACUUCCAGUCAUUGUGCUAACGCUAGUUGUCAAGCUGACAAUAUGAUGACAAUAUUUUUUGCUUUUUGUACAGUUUAUAUACAUGACUUUUUCCAAAUGUUGUUGUGUUACAGCCUGAAUUUAAAAUGGAUUCAAUUUUGAUUUUAUGGCACUUGCCUACACACAAUACCCCAUAAUGUCAAAGUGGAAUUCAGUUUUUCUAUGAAUUAAAAAUUAUGAAAUGUCUUGAUUCAA